This is a messenger RNA of Pezoporus flaviventris, 2239 nucleotides long. RefSeq names its product AT-rich interaction domain 3B (gene ARID3B). Gene Ontology annotation, molecular function: DNA binding. Lineage: Eukaryota; Metazoa; Chordata; Aves; Psittaciformes; Psittacidae. Bases 117 to 1826 code for a protein of 569 amino acids. The transcript has 8 exons. The record is from RefSeq and is a predicted model, not a curated record. Gene Ontology annotation, cellular component: nucleus. Gene Ontology annotation, biological process: regulation of transcription by RNA polymerase II.
GGGCGGGAUAGGCCUGCACCGGGCCCGAUUCUGCCAGUCUCCCAAGGUCGGAGCUUGAACCCUGCGAGAUAAAGUCAAAACCACCCCCCUCUUUUCCCAGCCAUGCAAACUGCGGGAUGAAGCUGGAAGCUGUGGUCGAGCAGCUGCAGAAGCAGCAGCAGAAGCAGCAAACGCCUCUGCAGAUGGAUUCCAGGGAGAGACAGCAGAGGCAGAUGAGGGAAGCCCAGCUGCUCUACACGCAGCAGCUGGCCGUGCAGCAGGCUGUCCUAGCAGCCACAUCUGGCAGGGCUUCAGGCGGCUCCACUGUUGGUCCCUUGGCCAGAGGCCCACCUGCAGCCGGAGCUACACGGGCUUUUGAUCAGAGCAGCAUGAAUUCUGAGCCAGAAGAGGAGGAGGAGGAUGAAGAGGAGGAGGAGGAAGAAGAGGAGGAGGAAGAAGAAGGGGGUUUAGAAGGCGGUGAUCUUGAGGAUGGCGCUGAUGUGACUGGGAAAGAAACCUGCUCUGCUCUGAAAUAUUUCCAUGCUCCCAAAGUUGCCCAUCACAACCAAAGAGUGGCUUCUACCUCGAAUCCUCUGCCAGCAUCAGGCCUCCAGCGGGGACAGCAGGGCAAGGAAGAACAGGGUAAAGACACUAGUAAGCAGCCGUAUGCCAGUUCCCCGUCUGGACGCCAGAACUGGCGCUUGGAUGAGCAGCUCAAGCAGAAUGGCAGCGUGACCUGGAGCGAUGAAGGUGAUGGAUGCAGAGGAAGAGAAAUUUCCCGAGACUUUGCCAAGCUCUAUGAACUGGAUAGUGACCCUGAACGGAAAGAGUUCCUGGAUGACCUCUUCAUCUUCAUGCAGAAGAGGGGAACUCCCAUCAAUCGGAUCCCCAUCAUGGCAAAGCAGAUCCUGGAUCUCUACAUGCUCUAUAAGCUGGUGACUGAGAAAGGAGGGCUGGUGGAAAUCAUCAACAAGAAGAUCUGGCGAGAGAUCACCAAAGGCCUUAAUUUGCCCACCUCCAUCACCAGCGCCGCCUUCACGCUUCGAACCCAGUACAUGAAGUACCUCUAUGCCUACGAAUGCGAGAAGAAAUCCCUCAGCUCUCCUGCUGAGCUUCAGGCUGCAAUCGAUGGCAACAGGCGGGAGGGCAGGCGGCCCAGCUACAGCUCCUCUCUGUUCAGCUACUCCCCCAGCACCACGGGGCCUCCUUCCCUCCUGUCUCCCCCUAAGAUCCGCUUCCCCAUCAUCGGCGUGGCGCCGGGCAGCGGGACCAGCAACCCUCGGGUGUCUCCGGCAGCAGCCGUCAGGAAAGGUGACAGUGUGCCCUUGACUGUGUCUAUGCCAAAUCGUAUUGCUGUGCCAGUGACCUUGGCUAGCCAGCAGGCAACUGUGGCAGCAAGAACAGCCACCCUGGAGCAGCUGAGGGAGAGGCUGGAGUCGGGAGAGCCUCCGGAGAAGAAGGUGUCCCGGAUGAGCGAGGAGGAGCAGCGGCUUGUGCAGCAGGCUCUUCAGCGCAACCUCUUCAGCAUGGCGCGGCAGAUCCCCAUGAAGAUCAAAAUCAAUGGCAAGGAAGGCAAAGCAGACUCGGCGGCAGCAGCGGCGCUGAACGUGUCACCUAAUGGCAUUGGGAGCAUCAACAUGUCCGUGGAGAUCAACGGCACGACUUACGCUGGUGAGAAAGAACCUGGUCAGAGCCAGGCUGGUGGCACAGGGAGAGGGUGGCAUGAUCCCGGGGCUGGCCUUCGCCAGGCACAGCUUGCCCAGCUUGGGGAGCUCAGCUGGAGGUGGUUCCUCUUGCCUUUGGUCCUAGGGAUGAAUGCCCUUUCCUUCGGGUGGUGGUUGUGUUAAACAUCUGAAGGAAGGGACGUCUGUAGACGUGUUCAUAGGAAGGAGCAUUAUCCCUCUUCUCCUGAGGAGUGGCUUUACUCAGGUUUACCUUAACGCAUCUCUGGGAAGUGGGAAUUGUUCCCCUCAUGCUCUGCUCAAGCCAUUCACGUCUGCAGGUCACAAAGGUGACAGAGCCAAGGUAGGAGGCCUGGUGCUGCAGCACGACCAAAGCUGCUUCUCCUCUAAAGGUGUUGAAGACAUUUGAGAUCUUUGCCCUCUGUAAGCACGAGCCUGCUGGAGCAAGUCUCAGGGGAUCCCUCCCUGUAUCCUGGUGACCCCUGAUGCCAGAGGCCUGCGUGGUUUCUCACUGAGCCUCUCUGUUGGGCUGUUUGGGGUUGGAUGGAUGCCCUCUGCGCUGUCCCCUGAGCCGUUCC